This is a messenger RNA of Girardinichthys multiradiatus, 8398 nucleotides long. RefSeq names its product kinesin family member 1Aa (gene kif1aa). Bases 381 to 5732 code for a protein of 1783 amino acids. The transcript has 49 exons. NCBI's taxonomy places the organism in Eukaryota, Metazoa, Chordata, Actinopteri, Cyprinodontiformes, Goodeidae. Gene Ontology annotation, biological process: microtubule-based movement. The record is from RefSeq and is a predicted model, not a curated record. Gene Ontology annotation, molecular function: microtubule motor activity; microtubule binding; ATP binding.
AGUGGAGCUGGAGCAUCCUUGCCAAAGACAGGGAGACUACAGAGCCAUUUUGACCGCUUCACUUUCUAAAACAGCGCUCAAGCGGCCACCUUCCCUCCACGGUUCUCAAGACAAGUUCAGUUCGGGCGGAGGGAGUGGGUGUUCUGGUCGGCUACGAGGGAGAAUUCGUCGCUGACAUCCUCCUCCUGUCCCGUUUUCAUGAAGAGGAGAGGCUGGUGACAGACCCGGAGGAGAGCGGAAGUGGAGGUAUCCACCGGGGGCUGGAUGUAAACCCACAAACACGAAGAACACGGUGUGUUCCCUGGAGCUGUUCGGAGAGAUCUAGAGGCCCCACACCUGGGUACCAGAGCAGCACUUGAAGGUGCUAAGAAGAAAACACCAUGGCAGGGGCCUCUGUCAAGGUGGCAGUUCGGGUCCGUCCCUUCAAUUCAAGGGAAAUUGGAAGAGAAAGCAAAUGCAUCAUCCAAAUGUCUGGGAACACCACCACCAUCAUCAACCCCAAGCAGGCCAAAGACAACAAGAGCUUCAACUUUGAUUACUCCUACUGGUCGCACACAACGCCCGAGGAUGUCAAUUAUGCCUCCCAGAUGCGUGUGUACAAAGACAUCGGAGAGGAAAUGUUGCUUCAUGCCUUUGAAGGAUACAACGUCUGCAUCUUUGCAUAUGGUCAGACAGGUGCUGGCAAAUCCUACACAAUGAUGGGAAAACAGGAUGUCAAGGAUCAGCAAGGAAUCAUUCCACUGCUUUGUGAAGAUCUUUUCACGAAGAUCAGUGAUAAUACAGACAACAGCUUAUCCUACUCUGUGGAGGUUAGCUACAUGGAGAUCUACUGUGAGCGUGUGCGGGACUUGCUGAACCCUAAAAACAAAGGGAACCUACGCGUUAGAGAACAUCCUCUGAUGGGUCCUUACGUUGAGGACCUGUCCAAACUGGCUGUCACAUCUUACAAUGAUAUCCAGGAUCUAAUGGACUCUGGCAACAAGGCCAGGACUGUUGCUGCCACCAACAUGAACGAGACCAGCAGUCGCUCACACGCAGUUUUUAACAUCAUAUUUACUCAGAAACGCUUUGAUGCAGAGACUGACAACACCUCUGAAAAGGUCAGCAAAAUAAGCUUGGUGGAUCUAGCUGGCAGCGAGAGGGCCGAUUCUACUGGAGCCAAAGGAACCAGGCUUAAGGAAGGAGCAAAUAUCAACAAGUCUUUAACCACAUUGGGGAAAGUCAUCUCUGCUUUGGCAGAAGUGGAUUCUGGUCAGAAUAAGAAUAAAAAGAAGAAGAAAGUGGAAAGCUUCAUCCCAUAUAGAGAUUCAGUUUUAACUUGGCUACUAAGAGAGAACUUGGGGGGAAAUUCUCGAACUGCGAUGGUUGCUGCUCUGAGUCCAGCUGACAUCAACUACGAUGAAACCCUCAGCACACUCAGGUAUGCUGACCGUGCCAAACAGAUCCGCUGUAAUGCUGUCAUCAACGAGGAUCCAAACAAUCGAUUGGUCCGUGAGCUGAAAGAGGAAGUCUCUCGUCUGAAAGACCUCCUGUAUGCCCAGGGACUGGGUGACAUUAUUGAGAUGACCAAUGCCAUGACAGGGAUGAGCCCAUCCCCAUCCCUCUCAGCCUUGUCCAGUCGUGCCGGCUCUAUUGCCAGUCUGCAUGACCGCAUCAUGUUCAGCCCAGGCAGCGAGGAAGCCAUCGAGCGACUGAAGGAAACUGAGAAAAUUAUUGCUGAACUAAAUGAGACCUGGGAAGAAAAGCUCCGCAGGACAGAAGCCAUUAGAAUGGAAAGAGAGGCCCUACUGGCAGAAAUGGGUGUGGCAAUACGUGAAGAUGGUGGCACUGUUGGGGUGUUCUCUCCCAAGAAGACACCUCAUCUGGUGAACCUUAAUGAGGACCCGUUGAUGUCUGAGUGCCUGCUGUACUACAUUAAAGAAGGAAUCACCAGGGUGGGCCGUUUGGAUGCCAGCAGCCGUCAGGACAUAGUCCUCAGCGGUCAUUUCAUCAAGGAUGAGCACUGCACUUUUACAAGAUCUUCUGGUCCAUCAGGGGAAACAGCAGUUGUCCUAGAGCCCUGUGAUGGAGCUGAGACUUACGUCAAUGGAAAGAGAGUGACAGAGCCGACAGUUCUGAAGUCGGGAAAUCGCAUCAUCCUGGGGAAAAGUCACGUCUUCCGGUUCAACCAUCCUGAACAGGCCAGGGCUGAAAGAGAAAGGACCCCCUGCGCUGAAACCCCUGCUGAGCCGGUUGACUGGGCAUUUGCACAGAGGGAGCUGUUGGACAAACAGGGCAUUGACAUGAAACAAGAAAUGGAACAGAGACUUCAGGAGUUGGAGGAUCAAUAUCGCAAAGAAAGAGAGGAGGCCAACAAUCUUCUGGAACAGCAAAGACUGGACUAUGAAAGCAAGCUCGAGGCUCUACAGAAGCAGGUGGACCGUUGUUACCCAGAAGCUCCUGAAGAAGAGGAGGAACCAGAAGAGGAAGUUCAGUGGACGGAGAGGGAGAGAGAGCUGGCUGUGUGGAGCUCCCGAAAGUGGAGGUGCUACCAGUUCACCUCGCUGCGCGAUCUCUUAUGGGGAAAUGCCAUCUUCCUUAAGGAGGCCAACGCCAUCAGUGUCGAACUCAAGAAGAAGGUCCAGUUCCAGUUUGUGUUGCUCACAGACACUCUCUACUCCCCACUCCCUCCUGACCUGUUGCCCCCAGAGGCCACUCAAGACAGAGAAAAUAAACACUUUCCUCGCACUAUUGUGGCUGUGGAAGUGCAAGAUCAGAAGAAUGGAGCAACUCACUUCUGGACAUUAGAGAAAUUAAGGCAGAGGCUUGACCUCAUGCGAGAGAUGUACGACCGUGCUGCUGAUGUGCCCAACACUACCGCAGAGGAAAAUGAAAGUGUCAUGACGGGAGGCGACCCUUUUUACGAUCGCUUCCCAUGGUUCCGCCUGGUUGGCAGAAAUCCCAUUUUCAACACAUGCAUGAGCGAGCGCAUGAGUGACCCUACCCCAUCCCCGACCCUUUCCACCUCUGAAAUUACUGAGCUGGCUGACUCGCAGAGGGAGGGUCAAGGGGAGGAGGAGGAGUUGGAAGAGUUGGAGGACCUGGAUGAUGAUAUCUUUUUGGACGAUCCGUGCUCGGAGCUCGGGGCAGAGGAUGAUGAUGAUGUUGGAGAGCUCUGCCGAGGCUCCAGCGAAGGCCAGGAUCCCUUUUACGACCGCUCUCCAUUAUUCAGUGUAGUGGGAAGGGCAUUUGUUUAUCUGAGCAACCUGCUGUACCCGGUUCCUCUUGUGCACCGCGUGGCCAUUGUCAGUGAGAAAGGAGAGGUGAAGGGCUUCCUGCGGGUGGCUGUUCAGGCCAUAUCAGCUGAUGAGGAAGCUCCAGACUACGGCUCAGGUGUGAGACAGUCAGGCACUGCCAAGAUUUCAUUUGAGGAUCAGCAGUAUGAGAAGUUCCAGUCAGAGUCCUGCUCUGUUGAAGUUGGACUUUCCCGCACAGGGAUUUCUCAGGAGGAGCUUCGCAUUGUGGAGGGAGAGGGCCAAAAUCCUGAAAUGAGCCCCUCAGCAGAUGAGGUCAACAACAACACAUGUGCGGCUGGUGCAGACGAGUUGGAGAAUCCAGUGAAGGCCAGUCUAGAUGCUGCUUUAGAUGCAACUUUGGAGCACCUGAAGAUUGGAAACAUUUUUACCUUCAGGGUGACUGUCCUGCAGGCCUCCAGCAUUUCUGCAGAAUAUGCAGACAUCUUCUGUCAGUUUAAUUUCAUCCAUCGCCAUGACGAGGCCUUCUCUACUGAACCACUGAAAAACACAGGCCGUGGCCCUCCUCUUGGCUUCUACCACGUGCAGAAUAUUGCUGUUGAAGUAACCAAGUCCUUUGUGGACUACAUCAAGACUCAGCCAAUCGUCUUUGAGGUGUUUGGGCACUACCAGAAACAACCUUUCCUUCCUCUUUGUAAAGAUGUCAUCAGUCCACUGCGCCCAUUCAAAAGGCAGUUUCCACAAGUGAUACCUCUUUCCAAACCAGUGCCUGCCACCAAGCUGAAGGCCAUGACACGUCCCCAGGCGGGCCCCUGCCACUGUAAAUAUGAUCUGAUGGUAUUCUUUGAGAUCUGCGAGCUUGAGGCCAAUGGAGAUUACAUCCCUGCAGUUGUAGACCACAGAGGAGGCUUGCCAUGCCAGGGUACAUUCCUACUGCAUCAGGGCCUCCAGAGGAGAAUUGCUGUUACCAUCGUACAUGAGUCUGCUGGAGACAUAGAGUGGAACGAUGUCCGUGAGCUUGUUGUGGGGCGUUUACGCAACACCGUCGAAGGUGACGAGACCAUCAUCGACCCAAAUAUACUGUCACUUAACAUCUUGUCUGCUGGGUAUGUCAAGCCCUUGCUGGAUGACAGACAGUUUCUUGAUUCGGACAUGCCUAGGACGUUCUACCGCUUUGAGGCUGCUUGGGAUAGCUCAAUGCACAACUCUCUGCUCCUAAACCGAGUUACACCGUACGGAGAGAAGAUCUACAUGACCCUCUCAGCCUACUUGGAGAUGGAGAACUGCACACAGCCCGCAGUCAUAACCAAAGAUAUCUGUAUGGUGUUUUACUCCCGAGACACAAAGCUCUCAGCCUCUCGUUCAAUCCGCAACCUUUUCGGUACUGGAAGCCUUAGAGCAGCGGAUGGAAACCGAGUAACUGGAGUUUAUGAGGUUAGCUUAUGUCACCUUGCAGAUGCUGGAAGUCCAGGAAUGCAGAGGAGACGGAGGCGGGUGCUGGACACCUCUGUGGCCUAUGUCCGGGGCGAAGAGAACCUGGCCGGGUGGAGGCCACGCAGUGACAGCCUCAUUUUGGACCACCAGUGGGAGCUGGAGAAACUCAGUCUCCUCCAAGAGGUGGAGAAGACCAAACAUUUCCUCCUGCUGAGGGAGAAACUGGAGACCACCUUGCUUACGGGCCAGGUGUCCUUUCAUUCCUGUAUCACCGAGGAGCUUAGUGAGUCCACUGACGUCUCCGAGGUAGAUCAGGAGGCUGUCUGCAGCUCAGAGAUAACCACCGAGAGGCAGGUGGAGCUUGUUGCCAAGUGUUUGCGGCUGCUCACCCACUCCUUUAACAGAGAAUACAGCCACGUGUGCGUCAGCGCCAGUGAAAGCAAGAUCUCUGAGAUGUCUGUCACAUUGCCUAGAGAGUCCUCGUUCAUAUUUCCUCUAAACACAAUCACACCCUCCUCAACAUGUCCUUCACUGGUUGAGGGUUGCUAUAACAACACUGAGCUAAAACCACCCACACCUCGCUCUCGCGCUGUCAGCCCCAGUCCUGAGAUGCAGCAGGAUGGACUGGACAAAAAGUCCAUGAAUGUAGGUUCUGACGUCAAACCUCGGACUCGAAAGUAUAUCCCUGGUAUACAGGAGAUUAGAGUCAGCCCAAUCGUAUCAAAGAAGGGCUACAUACAUUUCUUGGAGCCACACACCAACGGCUGGGUGAAACGCUAUGUAGUUGUGCGGCGGCCGUAUGUUUACAUCUACAACUCAGAACGGGACACAGUGGAGAGGGCUAUUCUAAACCUCUCCUCUGCCCAGGUGGAGUACAGUGAGGACCAGCAGGCAAUGCUAAAGACUCCAAAUACGUUCGCUGUGUGUACAGAACAUCGUGGAAUAUUACUUCAAGCCACUAAUGACAAAGAAAUGCAUGACUGGUUAUAUGCAUUCAACCCUCUUCUUGCUGGAACUAUCAGGUCAAAGCUGUCAAGAAGACGAGCCGGACAGAUGAGGAUCUAAAAGAAAGAUAAAUGCAAAGAUUACACUGUACAUAUGUCCCUGUUCUCAUCAUUCCCAUUGUGCUGAGCCUAGUUUCUACCUUCACUGUCACCAACAGCAAUCUUCCCUCUUUGCAUUCUCGAUUCAUCGUUCCUGUCUUCAGCGUCUGUUUUCUGUCAGGCCUUAGCAACGUGCGCGUUUUUCAGUGUGAAGAAACUUCGGAAACAAAUCAGUCACCGUACUGUACCGGCAUUGAUUCGGAGCUGGACCGCUGGAGACAACGAACGGAGCAGCAACAGUUUCUUAUGCCAGAUUACAUUUGUAUGAUAAUGUGCUGUAGUUGUUGUCAGUGACUCAUCAAGCUUACACAUUUAUUACUUCAGAAAACCAGUGACAUGUAUUCUUAAAUAAAGCUACUAGUUAAGAUCAUCAUCAUUACAUAUGCAUCAGUGAAUAUAAAAAAAAAAAACAUGUAGGUUCCUCUCUGCUCUACUCCACUGCUAAAUAUAAAGUACAGUCAGAAGAUACAAGCUAAAAUAAUAAGAAGAAGAAUAAAAACAGCAGAGGGCACCUGAUCUGCCUCCCUCUCCAUAAAUGUCUUACAAAUUUAGGCACACACAGCCUGGCAACGAAAGGACAUAUCUUCAUAAACCUCAGUGUAAACCCAUAUCAUUUAAGCUACUUGUAGAAGCACUGAAGGUAUUUCCAUUUGCAUAACAACAAAAUCAAACAUCACCUUAUUUCUGCCAGUAUCACUUCCUUCUCUCUGAAUUGUAUUUGUUUUUGAAAUGUGAUAUAUUUAGAUUUUUAACAGGCUACUUAUUUAUUUCUGCGUGUAUUUAUUUACAAAGACAUUUAUAUUUCUAAAGUAGUAGUGCAAUUUCUGCACAUGGCACUUUUUAAUGAGUUCCUGAAAUAUUUGAAGAAUAAGAAGACUUUGUCCCUGUGCUUUGCUUUUGAAAUAAUUGAAUAACAUAGUCAGUUUCUUUGUGCUGAAUAAUACAAUCCACCCCCCCAUUAUUAGGAUAGCCUAACCUUUGAUCCAACUAAUAUCCAUGUAAGAUUUUUGAUAUUAAGUUGGUCUUGUCAUCCCUCUUAAAACAAGAAAAACAAGAGUUAUUCUUCACAGCACACAAUAUGAAACAGGUUUUCUGAAUGAUAUAUGUAUAUGAAGUGUAGUGCCUCUCUUUUCUAACAUUCUGCACAGUAUGCCUCUGCACCGAUUUCUUUGGAAUCACAUCCUUCAUGCUGAAAUGUCUGCAGAUACCAUCAUCACUUUUCUUUAUUAUAUGCAUUUCAGACAAAAAAGUAAAAUAUUAGAAAGAGUUUCAGCAUAUCUCAGGAUUGUCAGAUAGCAUAGGGCUCUAUUUCUUACCAUGACUCAACUCUGUGGACAUACAAGAUGUUAAAAUGCAGACCAUUUAUAGCUUUAAUCACUUCUCUUUUUUUCCCUUAUUUGCAGUCUAGUCUGAGCCUGUUCUAGAACCACUGGCAGACUUAGCUAGUGAGGUGUUUUGCGAAUCUGGUGGAUUAGCAUGCCUCAGGUCGGCCAGCCUACAGAGCAUGUUUAGUGAUUGUACUGAUUUUUUACUUGACUGCAAGGACAGGAGAUUUAAACACGUACAAAAAGGUGCAAAAAUGGUCUUACAUUCUCAGCCUAACGAGAGCACUUCUAAGGGCGAUUAAACAGCUACAAACAUCCUAUCUUUUGUUUGUGUUUUCUGUAGAUGUGAUUCACGUUAGGUCUUGUGUGAUGUGGCAAUAUUUUAAAGUGACCCAUUCAGGGGUUUCGACAGAUCUCCUUGUGUGCACAACUGUUUGUGGUUUUAAUAAAUCUAUGAUUAAUAUAUUGUUGUUAAAAAUGAGUUUCUCUGUGUAAACAAGGGUGGAUCGGUGUUAUAACCUGGCACCUCACCUUCUGACCAGGAUCUUUGAAUAUCCUGCUGUUCUGGACUUUUCCCCAAACUCCCCAUUUUUCAUCAUGCUAUUUUAUUCCAAAACCUCAAACAGUCCAAAACCAUCCGUGUCUAUAAUUGUUUCAGAUUAUUCUUGUUUUCAUGUCCAUCACAUUUAAAGCUACCAAAGUUUUGUUGGUACACUCCCAAAACGUUCACUCUGAAUGUACAAUGAUCUAUAGAAAUGCUUAUUCUGCUUCAAUGUUUUAAUGAACGCUCUGCAUUCCAGUUGUAGUUCCUCACUGAUUGUAGGACAGUUAUUACCAGGGAUGUAAAUGGAGGUUCUGGGACCCACCUGGUAUAAUCUGUCUGCUUAUGUGUGGGACGUUUAUGGUUCACUGUGGCCUAGUUAAACUUUACAUCUUGUACAAAGUAAUGCUCAGAGUUAGUCACUUUCCUUCCUGUAUCAGCAUCUACCCUCACCAUCCUACUGCAGCGAAAGCCUUCACACUAAAUCUUUUUUUCAAAUCCCUGACCUAUGAAGUAAUCUCACAUUUUUGUGCUUCCAUAUCUAUUUUUUGCACCAAUACAUUUCAUUGUUCUUCAAAGAUUUUGCAUUGUAUAUAAACAUGAUUGCUGUGAACAAUGUAUUAUACAAUUGCACCUGUUAACAAACUCCUAAAUGGGCAGUAGUUCAGUCGGUGUCUGAGUGUUUGAGUUUCCUGUCAGAUGUUUGUGUACACUGAACACAUCUUCAUAUAUUAAAUAAACAUGGAAGUGAUGCAACACAAA